Molecule: messenger RNA, 1877 nt
Organism: Daphnia magna
Lineage: Eukaryota; Metazoa; Arthropoda; Branchiopoda; Diplostraca; Daphniidae
Product: fatty-acid amide hydrolase 2
Exons: 11
Coding region: 1-1620 (539 amino acids)
Source: RefSeq, a predicted model, not a curated record
AUGGCUUCACAAGCAUGGUGUCAAAAAGAAAGAGUAAAAAACAAAGCAUGGUUUGUUAGGGUUCUUUUAACAGUAUUCUUCAGAAUUAUUGAGAUUAUUUCAGAUAUGAUAUUCUGGUUUAUUCACAAAAAAAAAGAAAAAACUAUUUUGCCCCCAAUAGAGAACUUACUCUUGUUAGAGAGUGCUUCAAGUUUAGCCCGAAAAAUCAGAGAUCAAAAGAUUACCAGUGAAGAAGUGGUCAAGGUGUUCAUUGGCAGAAUCAAGGUGAUCAAUCCAAUCAUAAACUGUGUUGUUGACAAUCGAUUCGAGCUGGCACUAAAAGAGGCACAAAAAGUGGACCAGAUGAUUCAAUCAGGGCAAAAGGACAAAGAGACUCUUGAAUUAGAGACCCCUUUUCUUGGAGUUCCAUUCACAAUUAAAGAUUGCUUUUCAGUGACAGGUUUGCGCUACACUGCCGGUUUAGUUAAGCGCAAAGAUAUCAUCGGUCAGUUUGAUUCUGACGUUGUGGCACUUAUGAAGAAGUCGGGUGCCAUAAUUUUGGCUGUCACAAACGUGUCUGAACUUUGCAUGUGGUGGGAGUCAAACAAUAAAGUAUACGGUCGGUCACGCAACCCCUAUGAUACCAAUAGAAUAGUCGGUGGCUCAUCGGGCGGAGAGGCCGCUUUGCUUGCGUCUGGUGGUUCUCCAUUUGGCAUCGGCUCUGAUAUUGGAGGAUCCAUCCGUAUGCCAGCCUUCUUCAACGGAAUAUUUGGACAUAAACCAACAAGAGGAAUUGUAAGUAACUUUGAACAGCAGCCGGUAGCUGAAAAAGUUCUCCAGACGUUUCUUGUUACCGGACCAAUGAGUCGCUUCUGUUCAGAUCUAUUGCCGAUGUUUCGGAUCUUAGCUUCUGAUAACAUAACCAAGCUUAAAUUAGAUGAAAAGGUUAAGGUUACCAAAUUACGGUACUUUUACAUGGAAAAUUUUGGUAAAGUUCCACUAUUAAGUCGUGUUCACCCUGAUCUAAAGGAAGCUCAAAUGAAAGUAGUUCGUCACAUUCAGCAGGCUUACAACAUCCCUGUUCAGAAAGUUGAAUUUUCAAAAUUCUACCACGCGAUGGAAAUUUGGUUUGUGAAAAUGAGUACCGGUGGGAAUCCGACUUUUGCAGCGGAAUUGGCAAUGAGACAGGGUGAAAUCUCCAUUGGAACUGAGUUGCUCAAGUUUUGCGUUGGACAAUCUGACUAUACUUUGCCUGGUCUUGCAAUGGGUUUCCUAGAAAAAUUUAGCCUUUCUUCAACGCACCCGACAUCUGUUAAAAUGAUGGCCAUGUGCGAUGAAUUGCGACGCGAGCUACAGGAACUGCUGGGAGAUGAUGGCGUUUUGCUUGUACCACCUCAUCCAACUCCGGCUUUAUACCACAAUCAACCGCUAACGAAGCCGCUCAACGCCGCCUACACAGCAAUCUUUAAUGUGCUCGGCUUUCCUGUCACCCAAGUACCUCUUGGUCUCGGAUCGUGGGGCGUCCCGUUAGGAAUUCAGGUUGUUGGCAAUUUGUAUAACGACCACCUGACUCUAGCUGUCGCAACCGAACUCGAACGUGCAUUUGGCGGUUGGGUAUCUCCUUCCACCAUAAAUUGUUGAUCACUUCCAUCAGCAUUUUAUCCAUCGUGAAGAUAACACAUCACGAUCAAAUGGGAUAGAUCAGUGACAUUUUCUACAAUUAUUAUUUAAGUUGAAAAGAAGAAACAUGCUAGUUGUUUACUUCUUUGCUUCUACAAGUAUUUUUUGCUGUCUAACAAGUCGGAGUCUAUUUGUGGCAAAAAUUGCAUUCCGAUAGCAUGUUAAACGGUAUCAAUGUACAAUUUGUGCUUAAUACAAACUGUCUUAUCAAUCCCUAA